Cooperia oncophora is the source of this 183-nucleotide messenger RNA. The record is from the annotation of a GenBank genome assembly. Lineage: Eukaryota; Metazoa; Nematoda; Chromadorea; Rhabditida; Trichostrongylidae.
AUGUCCUUGCUCAGGUUAUUGAAUACAAAUAUCGCACAAGUGCCCUGGAGAAAAACGUACGAGGUCGUCGUAGAAAGCGAAAGACGAGGGCCCUUAAACACCAAGUCUCAGAAUCCCUGGAGGAAUUUCUUGAAUCGCAUGCGCCAAUCAAAGCGCAAGCUUCAACGCUCAUUCACACUGUGA